CCCCCCCCCCCCCCCCCCGGUCCUUCCCCGCUGCUUAUAGAGUUAUUAGUGAAAUAGUGGCGUAAGUCAGACGCAGGAAAUUACCUCAUGGACCAGUGUGGUGGAGGCGGCGGCGGCGGCUAUGAUAGCCUGGCGAUAGCCGUCAGUGCUCUGUCUCUCUCUCUUUCUCUCUCUCUCUCUCUCUCUCUCUCUCUCUCUCCCUCUUUCUUUCUCUCUCUCCCCCUCUAUCUUUCUCUUUCUCUCCCUUUCUCUCUCUCCCACUUUCUUUCACUCUCUCUCUCUCUCUCUCUCUCUCUCUCUCUCUCUCUCUCUCUCUCUCUCUCUCUCUCUCUCUCUCCUGGAAGCCGUUCCUUCCUAGCCAAGUGCUGAUGUAACAGAUAAUAGCGGAGACACAUGACCUCAUCCUCCUUCCUGGUUCUCAGAGGAGCUCCGUGGCUUGUGGGACAAGGAGAGAUUAGACAGUCUGGUAUAGAGAGAGAGGGGGGGGGGGGAGGGAGGGAGGGAGGGAGGGAGGGAGGGAGAGCGAGAUGCAGGCUAGAGGGGGGAUGGCACCAGGUUUGAUCCCCGCAGAGAGUGAGGGAGACUCAAGGAGAGAGAGAGAGAGAGAGAUGCUGGCUAACCUGUAGGCCUCCUUAAGCAAGAAGCCCUGACCAAUACCUGCUCCCUAAAGACCUGUGUCUGAAUAAGUUGCUUUGGAUCAAAGUGUCUUGAUUUGGUUUUAUUAAUUUCUCUGUGAUUUGUUGCCUAUGCUGUUUGUUUUCUUCAGUUUCUGUAUGAAGUAAGUGUUUUCUCCUAUUGGUUCCCAGAUGGUCACCACGUAUGGGAGGCGGAGGCCAAGGUGGAGCGAGAUGGAGCCAAGCCUACCUCGAUCCUGGUGGAGGUCCCGCCCUACCGGAACCAGAGGAUCUCCACGCCGGUGCCCGUCAACUUCUACGUGUGCAACGGCAAGAGGAAAAAGAGCCAGUACCAGCGCUUCACCUACGUCCCCGCCAACGUUCCCACCAUUAAGAUGGAGCCACGGGACGACUACGACGCCCCCCUGCUGUGCGUCCAACGCGGCCCCGCCCUCCCGCUGAACCCCAAGCCCUACUACGCCCCGCCCCCCGCCAUGAUGAGCUCCGCCCCCGUGGGCCAGCAGCGGGCCCCGCCCUCCUCGCUCUCCUCCUCUUCCUCGCCCAGCACCAGCCCCAAGCUGCACGACCUCUCCCCCUCCACGCCCUUCCACACCAGGGGCCUCUCCCCCCCGGGGCCCCGGUCCCCCGCCGGGCCCCCCCACGUCUCCAUCAUCCAGGAGACGCCCGGGCGCUACUCCGGCUCCGGCCUCUACCCCCCCAGCAGCGCCUCGUCCUCCUCAGGGUCGCAGCCCUCCACCCCGGGCACCACGGGGCCCGAGGCCCCCUUCUCCCCUGGCCCCGCCCCGCCCUCCAGGCUCAGCCCCGCCGCCAGCCCCCGGGGCCCCCAGCAGAGCCAGCCCGCCAAGGGGCCGGAGCGAGGCCGGGCCCCCCCCCCGCAGGAGGGUGAGGCUGGAGGCGGGCCCCUACCGCUGGCCCUCAGCAUCAAGCAGGAGCCUCAGGAGCUGGACCAGAUGUACCUGGACGACGUCAACGAGAUCAUCAGGAACGACCUGUCCAGCAUCUCCGUCAACAGCAACGCAUAGCUUCCCGUUCCCAUGGAAACAAAACAAGAACAACAACACCUAAACAAAGGGAAACACACAAAUAUUUCCCCCCUCGCCGCUCCCCAAAAAAACUGAAGUAUCUAAAUAUACUGUGGCCUGUGUGCUCGGACUACAGCAUUCAGAAAACUACAGAGUAUCCAGGAAAUACAACAACUACAAAGACGUUCAGAAAUACCAGGUGUGUGCCUUGUGUUUCAUAAAGCUUUUUGUAUUCACUGCCUUGUUUUUAGAUACUUUGAUCAGGUAGGUAGCACCUCAACCCCCGAAGUAUACUCUUAGUGGACCAAGUGUGUGUGCGUGCGUGCGUGUGUGUGUGUGUGUGUGUGUGUGUGUGCGUGUGUGUGUGUGUUUGUGUGUGUGUGUGUUUGAGAGAAAGAACGGGAUGGGGAGACUUGGGGAGAUAGUCUUUUCUCUGUUUGUAAAUUAAACAUUGUAUAUACCUGUAGUACUCCAGCUUGCAUAGCUGGCAUUACACUCAGACGUUAGAAAAUGGAAAUAUAGCCACGGUGCCUUGGGCCGGAAACAGGAUAACACAUUGGAACUAAAAUUGUAUUCUUUGCUGGGACGUCAAUCCGUGUCGUUUUGAACCCGUUCGCCAGAGAGUUUGUGUUAUUAGGUUCUUUCCUUCAUUCCCUCUCAACGCUGCGCGCUUAACCACUACAGAGUAAUUAAGCCACAGGUUUAGUGCCUUGUACAAAAAUGAACAAAUACUGCAGAUGUACAUUACCAAAAUAAGAAUAUGCACUGCUAGGUUUAACAUUGAUGUGAGGACAUGAAACUCAUCCUCCGUGGUUACCUUUGCCUUUUAUACACUAUAGCCAAAAUUAGCUGUAAGAUAUUACCCAAAAAAAAUCUGCCGAAGUACUUUGUACAGAACAAGUGUUUUGGGAUACUCAAACCAGUGUGCUAGCCUGAUGGUAGGUUGGUACACACAUUUUUCGUUCCUCAGCUUGUAAAUAACGUGUUUUCCAGGUAGACGUUCUGCGUCAGCAAUAAUGGACUUAAUAGACAUCAGCGGAAGCAAUCAUCUCAAUUUUGACAAAAAGCUUGAUUAUUAUUAAUCCACCUAA
Gadus macrocephalus (Pacific cod) is the source of this 2748-nucleotide messenger RNA. RefSeq names its product nuclear factor of activated T cells 1 (gene nfatc1). The coding region runs from base 1010 to 1657 and encodes 215 amino acids. The record is from RefSeq and is a predicted model, not a curated record. The transcript is spliced from 4 exons. NCBI's taxonomy places the organism in Eukaryota, Metazoa, Chordata, Actinopteri, Gadiformes, Gadidae.